AUAACCUUAAGAGUAACAUAUUGCAUUGAAAGUAACAUAUGGCUUUAAUAUUAGUUAAUAUAACAGCUUACCUUUUGCAAAUAGUCCUAUAAAAAUAUAAGACAUGGAUAAAUGUGUAGGAGGAUGGAUUAUAGUUUGUGUGCUGUUUUACAGGUGUUAUUGUAACUAGCUGACGUAAAUUUAUAUAUAUAUAUAAGGUACACGUAUACCAGUAGCCAGUCAUUUUAUUAUACACAAAAUGACUGACCCAUCAUCCAGGAUCACAUGCAGCUGGUGUCGUUACCUCACGUCAACCCCCAGCACCCCAGUCACCGUCACUCUCUCUCUGAAGUGCGUGAUUAUUGUAGUUAUUCUGUUGGUUCUCUACACUAUUGCUCUGAUAAUGUUUCUGGAGCUGCGACAUUCAAACAUACAUCACACUCCGUCAAUACUCAAAAACCAGAAGCUGGAUUCAAUAUACCCUUCGCUUGUGUCUGCAGCUUCUUCGUAUGGCAGCUUUCAACAGAACGCAGAUGACCAUGGCAGCCCAUCGACUCAGCGCUACCACUAUGGUAUUGUGAUUGAUUGUGGGAGCAGUGGUAGUCGCGUGUAUGUAUAUCAAUGGCCAACACAUUCCGGAAACCCUAAUGAACUCCUACACAUCUCUCAGCUUCGGGAAACAUCUGGAGAGCCAGUAGUGAAGAAGAUCACACCAGGUUUAUCAACAUUUGCUUCUAAUCCAUCUGCAGCAAGCAAAUAUCUACAUCCAUUGUUAUCCUAUGCUGCCAAAAAUAUACCAGAAGGGAAACAUUCUGAGACCCUGUUAUAUAUUCUUGCCACUGCUGGCAUGAGAGUUUUGCCUGCAAGUGCCCAAGCCAGUAUUUUGGAAGAACUGCAAACAUCCAUACCAAAGUAUUUCAAAUUUGUUGUGGCUAAGAAUAAUUUUGAAGUUAUCACUGGCAAACAAGAAGGUGUCUAUGGUUGGAUUGCUGUCAACUAUAUCUUAAACAAGUUUGCUCAUGGCAUUGAAGUUAACUGUGAUGCUGGAACUCAAGGAGAAAACUUCAACACUAUUUCACACGUCAUAAAUUUAUCUGUGCCUCCAAACAAGGUCAAUUUGUCUGAAAAGACCCUUAAUGGCAUUAACCAGCAGGUGAACUCUUCACUCACUGCCUCACCUGUCUCCAACACUAAUUACUUAACAGAUCAUCCUCUUGUAGUUGUUGACGUCUCUAGUCAAACAGGAAGUGUGACACCUCACAUUAGGCGGCGAACAGUUGGUGUUAUUGACAUGGGUGGUGGUUCCAUGCAGAUUGCCUUUGAGGUUAUCAAAAGUGUGAAGUUUGAUUUUACCAAGGAGGAUUUGGCAAAAGACUUAAUGGCAGAAUUUAAUCUUGGCUGUAGAAGUUUUGAUCUUGACCACAACUACCAACUUUAUGUGUCUACUUUUCUGGGUUUUGGGGCCAACUCUGCUCGGCGGCGUUAUGAAGAAAUGUUGCUAAACGAUGGGACUAACAGCUCUCAAGGCUUUGACAAACUAAGCCCCGUUCCUGACCCUUGCCUUCCAUUGGGACUACUCUAUACUUCUGCGACCAACACUCAACAAAAGACCUUUUUCAUUGGGCUCGGUGACUAUGCACUGUGCCGUAGGAACAUCUUUCCCCUGCUCAAUGUCACUGUCCCCUGCCAGAAGAAACCCUGCUCUAUGAACGGUAUUUACCAGUCAGACAUAAACUUCCACAACAGUGAAUUUUAUGGCUUCUCAGAGUUCUGGUAUUCCAUGGAAGAUGUCUACCGCAUUGGAGGGCACUAUAAUGCAGACAUAUUUGACAAGAUCUCAGUUAAACACUGUGCUACAAGAUGGGCCAAAUUGGAAGAAUGGUUCCUCAAGAAACUUUAUCCAAAAUCUGAUAUUUUGCGUCUCAAGUUGCAGUGUUUCAAAGCAGCAUGGAUGUCUCUGGUUCUUCACGAUGGCUUGAAGUUUCCAAGGACUUACCGCCAUUUCUACUCCACACAGAAGAUUGAUGGUAAAGAUGUCCAAUGGACACUGGGAGCCCUCAUUCAUCGCACAAGAUAUCUGCCUCUCAGGCACACCAAUUUACGGUUUGGGAACUACUGGACUAGAUAAAGACCAGUUGCAGUGGGAGGAGUUGAAUCUCAUAAGAAUGGAAAAACAAACAGCAACAAAUGAAUUGUACCUUAUAAUAAGACUCUUUUAAGAGCAUUCAAAUGCCACUGCAACGUUGAAAUCGUUGCUUCGGUGAGGUAAACUAAGUACGUCAUCAAGUACAUGCUGAAAGGAAAUGACCAAACUGUUGAUCCAAUAAAGAAUGAUUAUGAAAUUAGUCGAUAUAGGUAUAUUGGACCAUCUGAAGCAGUUGCAUCCAUUUUAGGAUUCUGAAUGCAUGAAAGAGUCCCUGCAAUAGUGAGACUGCAAAUUCAUCUACCAGAUGAACAAAGAAUAUUGGUCAGAAAUAAUGAGGAUAUAUAUGGUUGUCAAUGAAUGACAUAUGAGAACAACAUUGACAGAAUUCUUUUCAUUGUGCAUCAAUGAUGACUUUGCAAAAACAUUAUUUUAUGCUGAAGUACCCAUGUAAUUCACAUGGAACAGUAGUAACAAACAAUUGCAAAAAAGAAAGUAAAGAAAAAUGUUAAAGGCCAUUUGACCAUUUUCAAAGAAGAAACACUUGGUCAUGUUUAUGUUGUCACACCAAAGGCAGGAGAGCUGUAUCAUUUAAGAAUUUUAUUGCAUUAAGUUCAAAAUAGUAAUUUUUCAUUUGCCGCCAUGUAUCGACAUUUUCAACUCGGAGUAGUUAUGACCCAACGGGUUAUGGAUACAUCUAGUAUAUAUAUGCAUAUAUAUGAGAAUAUAAAAAUAAAAUAAAUGUUUCCUUCUCAAGCCAUGCCAGGAUCCUGAGGACCGUAUAUAUAUUCCCCACCUGGACGGGAUGCUGGUCCGUCACAAGAUUACUCAUUUUUGCCAGCUGAGUGGGCUGGAGCAACAUGAAAUGAAGUGUUUUGAUCAAGAACACAACGCAUCGCCCGGUCCAGGAAUCGAAAUCACAAUCUUAUGAUCAUGAGUCCAACACUCUGACCACUAAGCCACAUGCCUCCACUAUAUGAGAAUAAGAUAGCAGAAAAUAGUUGAAGAUUGAACUUAUGAGAACUUAAUGUCAAGCAAAAAUGAAAGAUGAGUUUGUAGAGACGCCUUUAUAGCAGACGACAUUUCCGGAGAGUUUAUCCACGCAUGCACAGGGACUCGUUCCGGAAGGAAUACAGGAAGAGUCUCAUGCGCAUGCGUGGUCAUCGACAUCCAAGCUUUCGCGCUUCUUUUCACUCUCUUUGUUCGCUGAUCUCCCUAGAGCCUAGACGUCUAACAGGGCUCUCUCACAACCCAGCACCAGAGCUACACAAAUAACCACGAACUUCAUUGACGGCGUCUCAGUAACCGAAGGCGACGAGCUACCGAAUUCCCCUGUAAAUAAAUAUUGUUGUGUUGUUCAGAAUCUGCGUUCCGUUGUCUUCUUCAAGAAGUUUAAUGUACGGAAGCGAGUACACCUAAUGAUGUAUGACCACUUCCCUACAAGUUCAAAUGUGUGACUGUUUCAAAAUUGUAUAUCAUUUUUUGUGUGGUGGUGGUGGUGGUGGUAGUAGUGAUGAAGGUCUAAUUAUGAAGACCAUUUGUUUGUAAAUAUAUACUGUAGCCUGGUCUAGUCAUUGCUGACAAGGGGCUGUAUACACAACAAUAUUAACUCGGAACAAUCAGGCAGCCUCUGGGCAGUCGUUUAACCUGGUAAACCUAUCUCUUGUAAAUCAUAGAACUUAUUGUCUUAAAAAAAAAAGAUGAGGAUAUUGGAUCAUUUAAUUCUUGAUACACUAUGCCUGACAAGGAUCGCGGUUUCGAUUCCCAGACCGAGCGUUGUGAGUGUUUAUUGAGCGAAAGCACCUAAAGCUCCACGAGGCUCCGGCAGGGGAUGGUGGCGAAACCUGCUGUACUCUUUCACCACAACUUUCUCUCACUCUUACUUCCUGUUUCUGUUGUGCCUGUAAUUCAAAGGGGCCAGCCUUGUCACUCUGUGUCAUGCUGAAUAUCCCCGAGAACUACGUUAAGGGUACACGUGUCUGUGGAGUGCUCAGCCACUUGCACGUUAAUUUCACGAGCAGGCUUGUUCCGUUGAUCGGAUCAACUGGAAUCCUCGAUGUUGUAAGCGACGGAGUGCCAACAACAACAUGCCUAACAAA
Molecule: messenger RNA, 4221 nt
Organism: Octopus bimaculoides (California two-spot octopus)
Lineage: Eukaryota; Metazoa; Mollusca; Cephalopoda; Octopoda; Octopodidae
Product: ectonucleoside triphosphate diphosphohydrolase 4
Biological process (GO): CTP metabolic process; UDP catabolic process
Cellular component (GO): Golgi apparatus; membrane
Molecular function (GO): ribonucleoside triphosphate phosphatase activity; UDP phosphatase activity; GDP phosphatase activity
Source: RefSeq, a predicted model, not a curated record